Molecule: messenger RNA, 2153 nt
Organism: Patiria miniata (bat star)
Lineage: Eukaryota; Metazoa; Echinodermata; Asteroidea; Valvatida; Asterinidae
Gene: tm7sf3
Product: transmembrane 7 superfamily member 3-like
Exons: 10
Coding region: 69-1766 (565 amino acids)
Source: RefSeq, a predicted model, not a curated record
UAACGCUGAAACGAAACAACAAAAUAAAUCACGAGUGUGUGAGUUGUAGCUCCCAUGGUUCUCCUAAAAUGAAGCCUUAUUUGUCAACUUUUUCUUUUAUGUUAUGUCUUCAAGUACUUUGGGUGGCAUCUCUUGACAAAGUGUGUGAUCUUGGCAGCGAUGGCCGACUCCAUCUCAACUUAUCAACUCCAACACAGUGCAGUCUUCCACCGUACGCAAAUCUACAAAUCCAAUCAGACAACAUCGACCCAAAGCUGACAUCAUUUAUACUCUUCACAAUCCAAACGCCCAACUUGCCUGUCCAGAUCUCCCUGACUCAGAACCCUUCCCUGGAUUACUCUAUCAAUGGCUCGGAUGUUGGGCUGGUCUCCAUUCUGAAGCCAGGCCAGACAGUGGUGGAGUGGUUCUUGACGUCGUCGUGGAAUUUCACCGUUCCCAUUCAGUUGUUUGCUUUGCCUUAUUACCACAACACGAAUGACAGCUCGGCUCCUAUUCCUGGCGCUUGCAACCAAGAAUUUGAUCUAGAGAACGAGCCCAACCUCCACCUACACAACACCAGUGCCCUGAACAUCACUCUCUUAGAGUUUGCUGCGGCCAAUGUGGGCGUCAAACUUGGCGACGCCCUGCCAACCUGCGACGUGGGUGACACAUCCCUGAGAUUUCGGCUGACGUACGAGCUGUACGUACUGCAUCUUGGGGCGCUGCAGUUCAACAAUGAGUCGUUUUUUAAUGAAAUGAUGAAGAUGUCGACUGUUGAUAACAUCAUCAAGAAUGGAGAAAUGGUUCAGUCCUUCGAAAAAACGGACAUAACCGAGUUUUACCAGGUCAACUAUCGCAGUCGAGGGUUUAUCUACAACGUGAUCGUGACGGAUCCUGUGUACGGAACCAGAGCGGCGUAUGUACCUGCUGUAGUCUACUCAUGUGAGCUGAAACACAACAGUCUGGAAUGCCAAGAUGACAUUGAUUUUGGCGUGAUUUUAAUCGCGACGUUCACAGGCCUUGCAGGGCUAGUCAUCUGCCUAUUUGGACAUCGCAUCUUCAAUUACGAGGUGUUCUUCUUUGGAUUUGUGCCUCUCUUCAUCGGCUCUUUCAUGGUCUUCGGAUCUCAAGUUCCUAUGAGUCCUUUUGCCUUGAGUGCCAUCGCAGCUGCCUUUGGUCUUCUAGGGGGCGCUGUUCAUUUCUUACUGUGGUGGCGCUUCGGCAAGUACCUCUGGUCGAUGCUCCUGACUGGACUCAACCUCGGCUUCUUGUUCUCGGCACUCGUUUUCUUUGUCACGCCGCUCGAGAAUUUAUCAACGUUUCACAGUAACACCAUUUACGGCCUAAGCUUCUCCUGUGGAGUGCUGAUUGUGCCUGUCGUUCUGCUGUACUUCCCAAAAGUUUUGAGUAUCGUCGCCAGUGCUAUCUGGGGCUCAUAUCUCGUCUUAGCCACCAUCAGUUACUUCACCACCGGUAUCUUUCAUUACUUACUCUACAACGUCAUGCGGCGAGCCAUUAUGGACAAAUAUGCCGAGGCCCAUCACACUAUCAAGUUUGAAAUCAUCGACAUCAUUCUCUUUGUUGCAUGGCUUCUCUCGGCCAUCGCUGGCGCCCUGCUUCAACGGCACCUGACUAAACAUAGCCCCACCCCCUUCCCAGCAUGCCCCUACCGAGAGUGGAAGAAGCGUCAGCAGAAUUGUAACACCGAGCCCGACAGGCGAGGGCGCCAGAUACAGACCUUUCCAAGGGACGAUGUGACUGAAAGAUCACCACUCAUGGCAAACUGAACAUCACGAGGUAAACAAACGAAACAAAUAAACAAACAAAAAAGAACCUGAAAUAAGCACAAAAAUGAUCUCAAUAUAGACAGGUUGCUGGCUAUAAACUGAAAUAUCAUGUCAUGCUUAUGUUGGUCACUGAUUCCCUGUUGAUUUUGCACAGUAAAAAAAGUAGGUAACCAUCCAAAAUAAGUAUUACUCGAUGGGUACUUCUUGUGACUGGUACUAGGCCAUUUGAAACAUUCCUGAUAGUGUGGAAUAAUCUGAAUGAAAGUUUGGAUGAAUUACCCAAAUUUUUUCAAAGAUUCAAUUGAAAAUGUAAGCUUUGAAGAAGAAUGUGGUGCAUGUGGCAUAUUUCUGGUGGGGUUUGGGUUGCAGUAGGGGUUGGGGUGUGGG